AUGGUCCGGAUCAUCCCCGCCCUCCUCACCCUCGUGAGCGUCCUCUCGGUCUCGGCCGCGCCCCUCCGCGCCGAGGUCGAGGGCCAGGUCGAGGCCCGCGCGUGCGCCUACACCUGCGGCAGCGUGUGCUACCAGACCACGCACAUCACCGCCGCCCUUAACAAGGGCUACUCGCUUCAGCAGAGCGGCAGCGACGUCAACAACUACCCCCACCGGUACAACAACUAUGAGGGCUUCGACUUCCCGACCCCGGGCCCCUGGUACGAGUUUCCCAUCAUGGCCAGCCACAGCGUGUACAACGGCGGGUCGCCGGGGGCCGACCGCGUGGUGUUCGACUCGGACGGCAACUUCGACCUGCUCAUCACCCACACGGGCGCGAGCGGCAACAACUUCCUGGCUUGCCGGGCUGGUUGA
Messenger RNA from Chaetomium globosum CBS 148.51, 414 nucleotides. RefSeq lists its product as uncharacterized. The record is from RefSeq and is a predicted model, not a curated record. Bases 1 to 414 code for a protein of 137 amino acids. The transcript is spliced from 3 exons. Lineage: Eukaryota; Fungi; Ascomycota; Sordariomycetes; Sordariales; Chaetomiaceae. Gene Ontology annotation, molecular function: RNA nuclease activity; RNA binding.